AUCUGAGGAAGAACGGGGAAGGCCACUCCUCCCUCCACACAUCCCGAUUCCCAUAUCUCCUCUCCCUGCCCGGCCGGCCUCCCGCCGCCGCACCUCCACACACCACAGCCAGGCCUCCUCGAUCUCCUCUGCUAGCUCUCCACCAUGGCGGCGCCCGAGGCCUGGCUAUCUCCGGCGGCGUCCCGCCUCCCCUCCCUCGCCAACGCACCACCUCUUCGCUUUCGCGCCAAGCCUAAGCCAUCAUCAGCGGCCUGCUCCUUGCUCUCCCGCCCAGCUGCAGCCCUGCACGUGCUGCACCGAAGGGUGACCACCGUCCGCCGCCGUCUUGGCGCCACCGAGCAGCAAGGCCAGGUUCAGGAGCAGGAGGAGGAGGUGGUCGACGGCAACGUCCUCCCCUACUGCAGCAUCGACAGGAAGCAGAAGAGGACGCUGGGAGAGAUGGAGCAGGAGUUCCUACAGGCGCUCCAGUCCUUCUACUACGACCAGAAGGCCAUCAUGUCCAACGAGGAGUUCGACAACCUCAAGGAGGAGCUCAUGUGGGAAGGGAGCAGUGUCGUUAUGCUAAGCCCUGAUGAGCAAAGGCUUUUGGAGGCUUCCAUGGCCUAUGCGGCUGGCAAUCCCAUCAUGUCUGAUGCUGAAUUUGACGAGUUGAAACUCAAAUUGAAGAAAGACGGGAGUGACAUUGUGACUGAAGGUCCCAGGUGCAGUCUAAGGAGUCGUAAGGUGUACAGUGACUUGUCUGUUGACUACUUAAAGAUGUUCCUGCUAAAUGUUCCAGCCACCGUAGUUGCUCUGGGACUGUUCUUCUUCAUUGACGAGUUGACUGGCUUUGAGAUCAAUGUGUUCCAGCUGCCAGAGCCUUUUGGUUUCAUUUUCACAUGGUUUGCUGCUUUGCCACUAAUAUUGUUCUUAGCACAAUCGUUGACUAAAGCCAUAGUCCAGGACUUUCUAAUCUUGAAGGGGCCAUGUCCAAACUGUGGCACUGAAAAUCUUUCCUUCUUCGGGACAAUACUGUCGGUCUCUAGUGGCGGUACAACAAACAACGUCAAAUGUGCAGAUUGCGGUACCGAGUUAGUAUACGACUCAAAAUCUCGGCUCAUCACACCUGCAGAGGCGUCAAAAGCAUAAGCCUGCAAGGAAGGAGCUCCAGCAUGCAUUUUGGAUUGUGUGGAACAAUGCAAUAAGCAGACUAGCAGAGUAUAUAAUGCGUGCGUGGUACGGUGUGGAUGAUGAUGACCCUUCAUGUAGACCUGUAGUAGUGUAUGUAUGUAUAGAUCGAAGAGCCUAGGGGUGUGUGUGUGGAUAUAUAGCUGACGAUCGAUUGUACAGUGACUGUUAAUCGUCUCAAGUACGUCCAGUCCACUACGUACCGUACCUAUGCUA
Molecule: messenger RNA, 1383 nt
Organism: Panicum virgatum (switchgrass)
Lineage: Eukaryota; Viridiplantae; Streptophyta; Magnoliopsida; Poales; Poaceae
Product: PGR5-like protein 1B, chloroplastic
Exons: 10
Coding region: 145-1128 (327 amino acids)
Biological process (GO): photosynthetic electron transport in photosystem I
Cellular component (GO): chloroplast thylakoid membrane
Molecular function (GO): oxidoreductase activity, acting on iron-sulfur proteins as donors
Source: RefSeq, a predicted model, not a curated record